UGCACAUCUGGAGAUGAGCUUUGAUAAUGGCAGCAAUUUUGGUAGCAAUGAUAGCAGUUGCCAUUUCAAUGAAGAAUUCAAAUACAUCUUAUUGCCAGUGUCCUAUGGAACAGUAUUUGUGGUUGGCCUUGUUCUCAAUGCCGGUGCACUGUGGAUCUUUAUAUGCAGGCUGAGACCAUGGAAUGCCACUACAACCUAUAUGUUUAACUUGGCCCUUUCAGACUUUCUAUAUGUGCUAUCUCUGCCACUCCUCACAUAUUACUACGCUAAUCGGAAUGAUUGGCCAUUCGGUGUGGUCCUAUGUAAGUUAACCCGCUUCCUUUUCUAUGCCAACCUUUACUCCAGCGUCCUUUUUCUUACCUGCAUCAGUGUGCACAGAUUCAUAGGCAUAUGUUACCCUUUCCAAUCUCUCAAAUGGAUUAAAGUGAAGCGGGCCUGGGUUGUAUGCCUGCUUGUCUGGGCAAUCGUCAUCAUCUGCCUCAUUCCCAAUUUGCUUUUCGUCACAACAAGCAAAUGGGCUGAUGACACACUCUGUCACGACACAACUCGUAGGGAAGAUUUUCCUCAGUAUGUUUCAUACAGUUCUGCUAUCAUGGUGAUUCUCUUUAUCAUACCAUUCUUCAUCAUUGUCAUCUGUUACAGUUUAAUGACCAAAGAAUUGGUCAAAACCCCUAUAUCUAAAUCCAGUAGAACUUCACACGAUGUUAGAAAGAAAUCCAUUAAAAUGAUCAUCAUCGUUUUGUUUGUCUUUUCCUUGUGUUUUGUACCUUUCCACAUCACAAGGACAAUGUACUACACCUUCAGGGUACUUGAUAAGAGCUGUUACUCACUUAACAUUGUGAACUUCACAUAUAAGAUCACAAGACCACUGGCCAGUGUCAACAGCUGCAUUGACCCUAUCUUGUACUACCUGGCUGGAGACAUUUAUCGAAAAAAGGUUGUGCAUGCUGUGAUUAGGAGAAAAGGUUGUGUUCGCCGAACUGUAUCAAACAUGGACAGCAAAAUGAAUGAAAAGUCAGUGAUUAACACUGGUACUCUCUAUUUCAUCACUCAGGAUCAGAGGUGA
Messenger RNA from Rhincodon typus (whale shark), 1066 nucleotides. RefSeq names its product P2Y purinoceptor 4-like. NCBI's taxonomy places the organism in Eukaryota, Metazoa, Chordata, Chondrichthyes, Orectolobiformes, Rhincodontidae. Gene Ontology annotation, molecular function: G protein-coupled purinergic nucleotide receptor activity; G protein-coupled UTP receptor activity. Gene Ontology annotation, biological process: blood vessel diameter maintenance; phospholipase C-activating G protein-coupled receptor signaling pathway; positive regulation of mucus secretion. The transcript has a single exon. The record is from RefSeq and is a predicted model, not a curated record. Gene Ontology annotation, cellular component: plasma membrane. Bases 14 to 1066 code for a protein of 350 amino acids.